CACACAUAUGCACGUAAUCAGUGGUGUCUGCGUAAUAGAGUCCACUUCAUACAACGACAGUUAACUUAUUGUAUAUGAAUAACAUGCUCGGGACCAUUGUUCUCUUGUUAUCGUGCAUUUUACGAUGUUUACACGGAUUUCCAAACGGGCCACCGCGGUCGACAUGUACAAACGGUCUCCCGAUGCAUUCUGCUUCAGGACGCUUAAUCGAACCUCAAAACGGAACAUGUCCUUACAUAAUUACGAUCAACGCAACAUCGUAUAAGCCCGGAGACACCAUCUCUAUUCGGAUCCAUAGCUUAAAGGGCGUUUCUUUCAAAGGGAUAUUCCUACAAAUGCGACCACUUCCCCGGACUGACGGAAAGGGGUACAUUGAUCAACCCAUGGGCACAUACUACAGAUCUGUCGAGAACGUGAAACUCAUCAACUGCGGACCUUCAUUGGACACGAUCACUCACAAAGACGCGUUUUCCAAACUGGAAGCGAAAUUUGAAUGGAGAGCCCCCCUAUUAGCCAAAAACGACGUAGAAAUAAGAGCAACGAUUCUGAAAGACUUUGCAACGUACUGGACGGACGUCAAGUCGAAACGCAUACGCCUGGUUCAUGAUGCCAACACUGUACUUCCGGUUGAAAAGCUCGAGAAACCAUGGGUGAAAGAGAUUAUAAGAACAAUAAAAGCCCGUGAUGACGUUAAUACAAGAAGACAACUGGUAAAGGCGCGCUUCGAAAAGGGAUUCAAAAACAGCGUGGAUCCACAUGGAUAUAUCAUGGUAAGCUACGUUAACGACAUGCUCCCAUACGAAGACAAGUUUCAACAUCGAACAUUGCCUGCAACGGAAAGAAACGCUAGCGAGUCGAAAACAAACGAGACUUUUGUCCGGUCAAUAUCGACCGACGCCAACGAAUUUGACGCCUCGUCGGCCCAGGGGGCGGUUGGAGUAGACGUGCCUGUGGGUGUGCGGGUGGUGCAUGGGAACGCCAGCCUGUCAGAGUACGACACCUGCUUGAGAUCUGUACUAAAGGGCGACAACUCUGUACUUUAUAGGCUCAGUGAGUUAGUGGACUUGAAGACCUAAGUAUCGAAUGACAUAAGCUUACAGAUUGUCUCAAAUUGUUUGAAAAUGUCUUGGAACUGAAGAAAUCCGAAGAUUACACUAAAUGGUAUGUGUAUUGCUGUAAGGCAUGCAAGUUAUGACAGAAGAUGUUAUUUCUACCUUAAUUGAUUCCUUUAAAAUGUUGUUUUUGUUACAUUUUUCAAUAUUUUUAUGUUUU
This is a messenger RNA of Dreissena polymorpha, 1272 nucleotides long. RefSeq lists its product as uncharacterized. The coding region runs from base 75 to 1076 and encodes 333 amino acids. The record is from RefSeq and is a predicted model, not a curated record. Gene Ontology annotation, molecular function: oxidoreductase activity, acting on metal ions. The transcript has a single exon. NCBI's taxonomy places the organism in Eukaryota, Metazoa, Mollusca, Bivalvia, Myida, Dreissenidae.